UUGAGGCGGGUGUGGGGAGUCGGAGCGGAGCGGAGCUGAGCCGAGCGCAAGCGCGGGCUGAGGGUUAGGAGGGCGGCUACUGGAAGAGCGGCCGGCGGUGGCGAGGACGGGCACCUCUCUCACUUUUUGAGUGCCUCCCCCCCUCCUCACAUACCACACACCCCACACAACCCCCCCCACCACCCCACACACCCCACACUCACACCCUGUUUGCCCGUGAGCCUGGGGAACUUGCAGCUUAAAGCCAGCCACCCCCACGGCAACAUGUACCCCAGCAACAAGAAGAAAAAGGUGUGGAGAGAGGAGAAAGAACGUUUACUGAAGAUGACCUUAGAAGAGAGACGCAAAGAAUACCUAAGGGACUAUGUUCCCCUGAACACUAUUCUGUCAUGGAAGGAAGAAAUGAAGGGCAAGAGCCAAAAUGAUGAAGAGAAUACUCAGGAAAUAUCACAAGUGAAGAAAAGUUUGAGUGAGAAAGUUUCUCUGUAUAGAGGUGAUAUCACGUUGCUUGAGAUAGAUGCUAUAGUCAAUGCAGCAAAUGCUAGUCUUCUUGGAGGAGGCGGUGUGGAUGGCUGUAUUCACAGAGCAGCCGGCCCCUGCUUGCUAGCUGAAUGCCGUACUCUGAAUGGCUGUGAGACUGGACAUGCAAAAAUCACAUGUGGCUAUGAUCUUCCUGCAAAAUAUGUCAUCCAUACUGUAGGUCCAAUAGCCAGAGGCCAUAUUAAUGGUUCCCACAAAGACGACCUUGCAAAUUGCUAUAAAUCAUCUCUGAAGCUGGUGAAAGAAAAUAACAUCCGAUCAGUGGCAUUUCCCUGCAUCUCAACAGGGAUUUAUGGUUUUCCAAAUGAGCCUGCUGCAGUCAUUGCCCUUGGUACCAUUAAGGAAUGGCUGGCCAAAAAUCACCAGGAGGUGGAUCGAAUCAUCUUCUGUGUCUUUUUAGAAGUUGACUUCAAAAUCUACAAAAAGAAAAUGAGCGAGUUUUUCCCUAUAGAUGAUAAUGAUGAAGAAGAAGAUGUUGACAUGAAAGAAGAUUCAGAGGAGUUAGAGCACAAAGGCCUCUCUCCACCCCUCAAGAAGAGCAAAGCAAAGAAACCAGAAUGCUCCAAAGACUCCAGUGAAGAUGAGAAUGGUCCAGAGGAAAAGCCAAGUGUGGAAGAAAUAGAAGGACAGAGCCAAGAAGCAGGUGGGCUCAGAUUUCUUUUGAGGAGUCUCCUAAGCCUCAUCCACAGAGAUGGUGUCAGCACCACCCCUGUUCCCAUCCCUGCUUCAGAAGAUGCAGUGGAAGAUUGUAAAGAUGAAGAUUCUGCAAAGGAUGACAACAUUAUAAAAGAUGAUGAAGUAACAGAUCAUUCUGUGUGUGACCAAAACCAUCCUGAUGGACAAGAGAAUAAAUCAACAAAGAAUGAAGUGAAACUUGAGACUGAGUCCCAGAGCUCAUCUAUGGAAACAGAAGAGAUUGCCUCAAACCAGGAAGAGGCCAUGGUGGUGGAGCAACCAGAGGUGAUCCCACUGACAGAUGAAGAAGAAGAAAAUGAAGGUGGGACAGCUGAAGAUGAGGACAUACCUGCAGUGUCGGUGAAAAGCCAAGACUCCAGUGAUACAGAAAAUGCCACUGGUCCUGAUGUUACAGCUGAAAUAAAUAGUCCUGUUGACAAUGUAAAUGACCCAACAGAGAGUCAGCAAGAAGAUUGCCAAUAGGGGCACAAAGAUGAAGCAAAGGAACAAACAAAGGAAGCUAAAUGACAGUCAGCAUUGCAGGGCCUGGCCCUGGGGGAGUGUGGGAAGAUGACAGCUUGUGCUUUGGAGGAGGGUGGGAAUGGGGGAAGGCAAGUCCUGUGGAAGGAUGGAAAAUCCUUUGCUCUAAUUUUUUCAAGAUACAUUUUGUUCUAUUUACCUGCAGGAAAAAAAAGAGGGGGGAACAGUGCUUUUAAUUUGGCAGGAGGAUCCACAUUAAGGCAUCUUUCCAGGCACUAUCCUUAUCAUUUCUGUCUUUCUCUCCCAUACCCUUUCCCCCAGGAUCACUGUGCCAUCAUCUGGUUUACUAAUCACAUAUGUCUCUUGGAUCCUGUCUGUUUUCUUGGUUAUUUCACAAAGCUGGUUAUACAGUGGUUUCUUCAAAGGAAAAGAAAGGUGGUGAUUGUUGGACAAGUUUCAGGUUAAAUUUUAGGACUCACUAAGGUCAGUAUAAUCCACAGAGGAAGAAAGGUGGGAAACAGGCAUGAACCCCAGCACAUAUUAGGGAAGGGCCUGGAUGAGUAGAAAAUACUUUUAUCAGGGAUUCCCAUAGUCUAAUUAGUUCCAUUAGUUAGGGAGGAUUGCAGAAGCAGGAUUUAAACUCAAAGAAAUAAGGAAGGUGGGCCUGGUAGCUACUAAAGUUCACUUACUUGGUUCAUGAGCUCUUCAGCCUGGAGCCGUCCAGUGAGAAUCAAGUCUUUCUGUACAUCCAUAAAGGAUGCACUUAGCCAGUUGUUCUUACAACACAUAGAGGGAAACAACACAUUUAGGACUCAAACAUAUGCUUAUUGAUUUUUGAACGUUCUACUUGACAUGUUUUUCAUAAAAGAAUACCCAAAAUGAGAUGGCCUACAAAGCAAAUUCUGACUUGAAGUUUACAGAUGGGGAUUUCUAAUCUGUGUUUAAAUGGUUUUUGUUCAUAUCACA
Messenger RNA from Perognathus longimembris pacificus (Pacific pocket mouse), 2661 nucleotides. It is a transcript of the gene Macrod2, whose product is annotated as mono-ADP ribosylhydrolase 2. The record is from RefSeq and is a predicted model, not a curated record. Gene Ontology annotation, cellular component: nucleoplasm. The coding region runs from base 265 to 1698 and encodes 477 amino acids. Gene Ontology annotation, biological process: peptidyl-glutamate ADP-deribosylation; DNA damage response; purine nucleoside metabolic process. The transcript has 19 exons. Gene Ontology annotation, molecular function: ADP-ribosylglutamate-[protein] hydrolase activity. NCBI's taxonomy places the organism in Eukaryota, Metazoa, Chordata, Mammalia, Rodentia, Heteromyidae.